Messenger RNA from Paramecium primaurelia, 1399 nucleotides. The record is from the annotation of a GenBank genome assembly. Lineage: Eukaryota; Ciliophora; Oligohymenophorea; Peniculida; Parameciidae.
AUGACUCAUUAUAGUAAACAUGGUAAUUGACUUAUUUUAUCCAUCUUAGAUCCUAGUGGUUAAUGGUCAAGAUUGAUUGACAGAUAAAGAAUACAAUAAGAAACUUAAGAAAAGUAGGAGAAAGAAGAAUAAGAAAAUAGAAAGCGGUUAUAUAGGUAUAUAAUAUAAAUGAAAAUAGAGAAGAAUUGGAAAGAUUGAUUAAUGAAUAGAAACAAUCAACUAUUUAGAAAACAAAAUACGAUUCUGAAUUUGCUGGAGCUAUGCAGAAAUUCUUACAUGAGAGAGAUAGUGUUGAAUAAUUGAAAUUGUAAGAACUUAAAUAAAAAUAAUCUGAAUUUAUAAGAUAUAGUCUUGAAUAAGAAUAAAUGAAGAAAGAAUAAUAAGUAUCUAUAUUUUUUAUUAUUUUUAAGCGAGUUAACUUUUUAUAGGAUAGAUAAUAACAAUUUUAAAUUGGAUAGAUGAUGGAUUAAGCAGAAAAAAAGGAUAUAUAUCUAAAAUAAUAGAAAAAGGAAUAAGUCCAAAAAGAUUUAGCAUAAUCUUAUGCUUAAUAAGAGGAAUAAAAAAAAAUGGAUUAAUAUUUGGCUAGAUAAAGAGAAUAAUAAAUUCUAUAAGAAUAAUUAUAAAGAAGCCAAAAAGAAGAAGAGUAACGAUUAUUAGUAAUCAUUAAUUCUUAUGAAUUAGCAUCUAAGCAAAAUUAAGUAUGGAUAUCAUUAGAAUGAAAAUGUUUUACAGAAGUAUAACGAUCUAUAUUUACAAAAAGAGUAUAAAGAUAAAGAACUUCAAAGAAAAUUUGUUGAAGAAGCUGCUUCAUAUAAGUAAAGAUAAGAAGAAGAAAAAUAUAUUAUGGAAAGAGUUAAUAAAGAAAAAUUAAAAAGGGAUACUGUUGACACAAUCUUAAAUCAAAUUCACUCUAAACAGCAAAGUUAAAGAGAAUAGUAAAAUAGCAAAUAUAAAGAUCAAGAAGUUUUGCUUGGACUUCAUUAAAAAUUUUAAAUGCAAGAAAAAGAAUAAAAUGAAAAAAAGAAUAUACAAUAAUCUUAAUAUAGAUAAGAUUUAAUUAUGUAAAUUGAAGAAGACAAAAAUAGAAAAUAAUAAGAAGCAUCUAUGAGUAUGGUAGAAUUAAAUAUGAAUAAGAAAAUAUUCGAAGUAUCAAAUACACAUAUAUAAAAUAGGCAGAAGAUGAUCCUCAAUAAGCUGGUAUUGGAGUUGUUCCUGGAUUAUCUAAUCAUGUUGAUUAUGAAAAAUUAAAAUAAAAGUAAAUUUAUUAUUAUAAUCUAUAAGAGCAUAUGUGGAUGGAACAUUUAAAAAAUCUACUGAUUAAUAAAUGCAAUUCAAGAGAUUAAGAAAUGUAAGUGCAUAUAUUGCAGGCAAUAAUGUUACUUAAAAUUAUGGUUAUUGA